AUGCAGCGCCCUGAUGAUGGCUGCGAUCCCGCUCGCAGCCCAGCCGGGCAAGAUGCUGCUUCUGCACCCAAACCCAGCCCUCUCCCGAACCCUCCCGACCUUCCCGUGCCUUCUAUAAAACUGUACAAAUGUUAUCAAUUCUCAGAAAUUCAUGCUGAAGUGCAGUUGAAGAAUUAUGGAAAAUUUCUUGAGGAAUAUACAUCUCAGCUGAAGAGAAUUGAAGAUGCUUUGGAUGACUCUGUUGGAGAUGUUUGGGACUUCAGUCUUGAUCCCAUUGCAUUAAAGCUUUUGCCAUAUGAACAGUCCUCCCUACUAGAGCUCAUAAAAACAGAAAACAAGGUUCUAAACAAAGUAAUAACUGUGUAUGCUGCCCUUUGCUGUGAAAUCAAGAAGUUGAAAUAUGAGGCAGAAACUAAAUUUUAUAAUGGCCUCUUGUUUUAUGGAGAAGGAGCCACAGAUUCCAGCAUGGUGGAGGGAGAUUGCCAAAUACAGAUGGGACGAUUUGUUUCGUUCUUGCAGGAGCUGUCUUGCUUUGUUACCCGAUGUUACGAAGUGGUGGUGAAUGUAGUGCAUCAGUUGGCUGUUCUCUAUACCAGUAACAAGAAUGCACCUAAAAUUAUAGAGACGUCUGGAGUUCAUUUUCAGGCAAUGUACGAGCAUCUGGGAGAGUUGCUCACAGUCUUAAUCACUCUCGAUGAAAUAAUUGACAAUCAUGCCACUCUGAAAGAUCACUGGACCAUGUAUAAGAGGCUGCUAAAAUCUGUCCAUCACAACCCUUCUAAGUUUGGGAUUCAAGAAGAUAAACUGAAGCCAUUUGAAAAGCUGCUGUUAAAACUGGAAUGCCAGUUACUUGAUGGGAUGAUAUUUCAGGCCUGUAUAGAGCAACAAUUUGAUUCUGUGAAUGGUGGAGUGUCAGUGUCGAAGAACAGCACGUUUGCUGAAGAAUUUGCUUAUACUCUUCGGACGACUUUUGCAAAUGUUGAAGCUAAACUUGGUGAACCUUCAGAAAUUGACCAGAGAGAUAAAUAUGUGGGCAUCUGUGGCCUCUUUGUACUGCAUUUUCAAAUUUUUCGGACCAUAGACAAGAAAUUUUACAAGUCAUUGUUGGAUGUCUGUAAAAAGGUACCAGCCAUCACAUUAACUGCUAACAUUAUCUGGUUUGCUGACAACUUUCUGAUUCAUAAGAUACCAGCUGCUGCCAAACUUCUGGACAAGAAAAGUAUUCAUACAGUUAAAAUGCAAAGGGAGAACUUUCUACAGCAGAAGGCACAGUCACUUACCAAAGAUAUGCAGUCAUAUUACGUUUUUGUGAGCUCAUGGAUGACAAAAAUGGAGUCUAUCUUGUCAAAGGAGCAACGCGUGGAUAAGUUUGCAGAAGAUCUUUCUAACCGCUGCAAUGUCUUCAUCCAGGGUUUUCUUUAUGCAUACAGUCUUAGCACCAUCAUUAAAACUACAAUGAAUCUCUACAUGUCAAUGCAAAAACCUAUGACCAAAACAUCGGUGAAAGCUUUAUGCAGACUUGUAGAACUUCUGAAGGCAAUAGAACACAUGUUCUACCGAAGAAGUAUGGUUGUGGCAGAUUCUGUGACGCACAUCACUCAACAUCUGCAAUAUCAGGCUCUCCACUCUAUUUCUGUAGCCAAGAAAAGAGUAAUUUCUGAUAAAAAGUACAGUGAGCAACGCCUGGAUGUCCUCUCUGCUUUGGUGUUGGCUGAGAACACCCUCAACGGGCCAAGUACAAAACAGAGGCGACUAAUUGUUUCCCUUGCACUGAGUGUGGGAACACAGAUGAAAACUUUUAAAGAUGAAGAACUCAUUCCCCUUCAGUUAGUUCUGAAAAAACUAGAUUUGAUCAGUGAACUUAUAGAGCGAGUUCGAGUACAAUGUGACUGUUGUUUCUUAUACUGGCAUCGAGCAGUCUUUCCAAUCUAUUUAGAUGAUGUGUAUGAAAACGCUGUUGAUUCUGCUAGACUGCAUUAUAUGUUUAGUGCACUACGGGACUGUGUACCUGCUAUGAUGCAUGCAAGACACUUGGAAUCUUACGAGGUGCUUCUGGAAUGCUAUGACAAAGAAAUCAUGGAAGUGCUCAAUGAGCACUUGCUGGACAAAUUAUGUAAAGAGAUAGAAAAGGACCUGCGCUUAUCAGUUCAUACACACCUAAAGCUGGAUGACAGAAAUCCGUUCAGAGUUGGUAUGAAGGAUCUAGCUCACUUCUUCUUUCUGAACCCGAUACGUUUUUUCAAUCGAUUCAUUGACAUAAAAGCUCAUGUAACUCACUAUUUGGACAAGACCUUCUACAACUUAACGACUGUAGCUCUUCAUGACUGGGCCACCUACAGUGAAAUGAGAAACCUAGCAACUCAACGCUAUGGUUUAAGUAUGACUGAAGCACAUCUUCCCAGCCAGACUCUGGAACAGGGUCUGGAUGUUUUGGAAAUCAUGAGAAAUAUUCAUGUUUUUGUAUCCCGCUACCUCUACAAUCUGAAUAAUCAGAUCUUCAUUGAAAGAACAAGUAAUAACAAACACUUGAACACUAUCAAUAUCCGACACAUUGCUAAUUCAAUUCGAACUCAUGGAACAGGAAUCAUGAACACAACAGUAAACUUCACUUACCAAUUUUUGAGGAAAAAGUUUUACAUUUUUAGCCAGUUCAUGUAUGAUGAACAUAUCAAAUCCAGACUUAUCAAAGACAUCAGAUUCUUCAGGGAAGUCAAGGAUCAAAAUGAUCACAAGUAUCCCUUUGAAAGAGCAGAUAAAUUCAACCGCGGCAUCAGAAAACUUGGGAUAACCCCGGAUGGCCAGAGCUAUCUUGACCAGUUCAGACAACUCAUAAGUCAAAUUGGCAAUGCUAUGGGUUAUGUACGAAUGAUAAGAUCUGGUGGACUUCACUGCUGUAGUAGUGCAAUUAGGUUUGUCCCUGAUCUGGAAGAUAUCGUUAACUUUGAAGAGCUUGUGAAAGAAGAAGGACUCUCGGAAGAAACACAAAAAGCAGCAAGGCAGUUGGACUCUGUCCUCAGUGACCUCACACGUAACUUUGCAGAAGGAACGGAGUACUUCAAAAUGCUCGUGGAUGUAUUUGCUCCUGAAUUCCGCAGUCCAAAGAACAUGCAUUUGCGGAACUUCUAUAUAAUUGUUCCCCCACUGACCCUCAAUUUUGUAGAGCAUUCAAUCAGUUGCAAGGAGAAAUUGAAUAAGAAGAACAAAAGUGGAGCAGCUUUCACUGAUGAUGGAUUUGCCAUGGGUGUGGCUUACAUUCUGAAGCUUUUGGAUCAGUACCAGGAGUUUGAUUCUCUGCACUGGUUCCAGUCUGUUAGAGAGAAGUAUGUGAAGGAAAUAAGAGCGGUAGCUAAGCAACAGAAUGUGCAGUCCACUAAUCAAGAUGAAAAACUACUACAAACUAUGAACCUUACCCACAAGCGACUGGAAGUUUGUUUACAGGAAUUUGAACUUCUUUAUUUCUCACUAAGUAGUGCAAGAAUUUUUUUCAGAGCAGAUAAAACUGCAGCAGAAGAAAACCAGGAAAAGAAAGAAAAAGAAGAAGAAUCUGUUAAAGCAAGCAACGGAGAUCUUACCAACUCUACGCCUGCAGACCCUGUUGUGAAAUGAUAUGGCUGGUAUGGGUGAUGAUUACUUACUCAAAUAAUCCGUGUUCGUGUCAUUAUCACUAACGCUCUGUAGGGGUAAAAGCUCUAGAUUUGAUUUAUUUGCUCUGUUAAACCCAAGAGAAAAUGGACAGUAGUAUACUAGC
Messenger RNA from Nipponia nippon (crested ibis), 3748 nucleotides. The record is from RefSeq and is a predicted model, not a curated record. Lineage: Eukaryota; Metazoa; Chordata; Aves; Pelecaniformes; Threskiornithidae.